Molecule: messenger RNA, 1677 nt
Organism: Neurospora hispaniola
Lineage: Eukaryota; Fungi; Ascomycota; Sordariomycetes; Sordariales; Sordariaceae
Exons: 4
Coding region: 1-1677 (558 amino acids)
Biological process (GO): ubiquitin-dependent protein catabolic process
Molecular function (GO): ubiquitin protein ligase activity
Source: RefSeq, a predicted model, not a curated record
AUGGAUCGCUAUGGCACCAGCUUUAGUCCCGAGAUCGCGAGCUCCCCUGUGCUAGACGACACAGCCCUGUUACUUAGCAAUCCAGCCUGGCGCGGUGGCACAACUAUUUCCAACACCGUCAUCAGAAAUGUGACGGCUUUAACACACACACUCACAGUUUCGACCCGCAUCGCCGAGAAUAUAACGGUUCUGGCCUCCAAGUAUGCAGCAACCCAGAAUGGCGUCAUUCAGGGUCUACUAUACGUCCCCGACCUUUCCGAGAGAUACCCUUGUGUGGAUAACUUGACCGCAUACAUACCAGAAAGCGCUCCUCGUCGUGCUCAGCUUCCGCCCGCUAAUAUCAACCUUAUCGCCCUUGUGCCUUGGAUUAACGCCCAGUGUGCUCGACACUUCUUGAUCUCAGCUCGUCAAGACCCGGUUCGAGGUCUCAUCUUCUACAAACCCGACAACUCGACCGAAAAACCUCCCAAGGGUAGUUCGGAUGAAUGGGAUAUUGGAGACGGUGGAAAAUGGAGAUCUCAAGCUGGAUAUCCCAUCUAUGCCAUGUCAGGUGCCGCUGGUCAGCGAGUUAUGAACCAGUUGAGCUUGUACUCGGGUAACGUGUCGGAAAUACCCUUUGGUGAUAGAAUCGCCCAAGUGUAUAAUCCUAGCCCGGGCGAUUUCGUACGAGUAUGGACCGAGUUGUCGGUUUCAACCGACACCGCUCUACCUGGAAUAUGGGUCUACAUCCUGAUCAUCAUUGGUGUUCUCCUGGGUGCUAUUAUCGGGAUUUCGCUCUUGAUGCAUUUCAUCCAAGCCAAGCGUCGCUCAUCCCUGCGCAGACGUGUUAUUUCCGGCGAGGUCAACCUAGAACGAAUGGGUAUCAAGCGAUUGAGGGUGCCUAUGGAGGUCAUCGACACGUUUCCUCUUUUUACUUACCAUUACGAGCCGGACAGCAUCAGUGUGCCAACAUCGCCGAGAUCUUUGCGUCCCGAUAGGCCCAGGGGAGGCAGUCGCACUCAGUCGGAAGCAGCCACCGCGCAGUCCGUUUCUGGGCUAACCGUGGCUAUGUCAGAGAAAGCCCCCAGCACCGUUGCGACCGACUAUCAGCCCGCAUGCGCUAUCUGCUUGGAACCGUACCAGAACCGAGUUACGGUUAUCCGCGAGAUUCCCUGCGGGCAUAUCUUCCACACGCAAUGUAUCGACGAGUUUCUCAGCGAAAACAGCUCGCUAUGUCCGAUUUGCAAAGCUUGCAUGCUGCCCAGCGGGUACUGUCCCAAAAUUACCAAUGCGAUGGUGCGGCGAGAACGGGCGGUGCGACGACUACGAGACCGGAUAACAGUCGAAGAUUCUUGUUCGGAAUACGAAAUGGUUGAUCAAGGAAAGCCAAUCCGGGGGGGCAAGAGUCUUAGGAGCUUACUGGGGGGAGGAGGAGAUGACUCCAAAGCUGCGGAUGCAGCAACAAUUGCCACGACUCCAUCCCGAAUGUCAAUCAGACAGGGCUCUAUCCAACGCGCGGGCCGAAAGCAACAAAAACAAGUCGGAAGCAACAAUAAUGGUAAUGUGCAGAGGGGUAGUCCUCCUGUGCUCGGGAGGAAGCGGAUGCGGGAACUGGCUGGCGGAUCUGAUAUCGACGACGGGGAGUCACGAGCACCAGCCUGGGAGAGAUUACGACGCAAAGUAUUCCCAGGCUUCUAG